This is a messenger RNA of Cylicocyclus nassatus, 645 nucleotides long. The record is from the annotation of a GenBank genome assembly. NCBI's taxonomy places the organism in Eukaryota, Metazoa, Nematoda, Chromadorea, Rhabditida, Strongylidae.
AUGAAUAAACUGAACCUCAGCGAACAUAGGAAUAAAGACGAGAUCAAGUACCACAUCCACAACAAUACUGAUCUAGCUCCAUCUGUAGUAGUCACUCUCGGAGUAGGACGGGACAUACUCGCUGAGGAGCAGCUCAAGAAACUGCUGCCACAAGGUUCCUUAUUCUUUGGUGCGGAUCCUAUAUACGAAGGAAACGAUCAGCUCUACUCAACUAUCGGAACAUUCCUUCCGGUUGCUGUGAGCAACGAAACUAAGAUGAGUCAGGCGUACGUUUUGAAAAAAGGGAGGUAUGUUUUCCAAACAAUGGUUCACAUUAAUGUAAUUACGUUUCUGGUAAAACUCACGGAGACUCCUUUCAUCGACCAGUUCCUCAUAGACAAUGAAGGUCCUGAAUACGAUAUAAUCCCCAUGAUGGGAGUGAAUGAUGAGUUUGAUAAAAAUGGGCUUGUCGCAUGCCAAAUAAAUGUUGAGUUUCACGCUUACAACAAUUUCCAUGAGCGCUUUGUUUUCGUGCUGAAAAAGUUAUUGGACGAUCGACGGUAUGCAAUAUUGAAAGCUUCUCGUGAAACUCAUUACCGCGUUUUUAUGUUGAAUUUCGAACAUGCGAAAUGUGUUGAAAAGUAUAUUAUGCAUUAUUUUGUUUGA